AUGUCGAAAAAUUGUCAGGACAAUACACAUCGACAAUCACAAUUCAUCCUUCGACGACGAAAUGUCUUCACUUUAUUCUUUACGGCACUAUUUGCCUAUUUAUUUCGACAUGAGUCCAACUAUUGUGAAAUGACGUAUAUGUUCGAAGCACCGACUUACCAUCGAAUUCAAAUGGCAAAAGAUGUUGAAAUUCGAUUUCGGCGUUAUGGACUUUACUCCUAUUGUGAAGGUGUUCGAUGCGAAGCUCACAAACGAAAUCAAUUUUCUGGUUCACCGGUUCUGUUCAUUGUUGGUAAUGCGGAUAGUUACCGACAGGUUCGUUCUCUUGGUUCUGUAGCUUAUCGUAUGAAUGAACAGCAACAACUGGAUUAUUUCUCGAUCGAUUUCAAUGAAGAAUUAUCCGCAUUGUUCGGAGGUGUGCUCGAGCAACAAGCUCAGUUCGUUUCCCAUGCAAUUCAAACGAUUUUAUCGUUGUAUAAGACAAGCAAAACAGUUAUUCUCGUUGGAAAUUCUAUCGGUGGUUUACUAUCUCGUGCGGUUUUUCUUCAGCCAUCAGAUCGUUUUAAUCCAAAUACGGUGCGUUUGAUCAUUACACAAGCAACACCACAUCAAGCACCAGUGAUUCAUUCGGAUCGUUAUGUAAUUGAUUUCUAUUCUCGUGUAAAUCAAUAUUGGAAAAACGAAUGGAAUAAUUCCCUUCAACAUGUUGUCUUAGUUUCCUUAGCUGGUGGCGAUCGAGAUCAUCUUGUUCGAAGUGAUUUAUGUUCGUUGGAUGGCUUGACUGAUGAAAGUCGAUCGAUCGAUGUUCUCACGAGUGCUGUUCCUCAUGUUUGGACAUCUACUGAUCACCGUUGUAUUGUUUGGUGUCGACAAUUAGUUUUGAGAACGACACGAGCAUUACUUGAAAUUACUCAAGAAAAAAAUCCAAAUUCUCAAAUCAUGAUGAAGAUUCUUAAAAAACAUUUUUUACCUUCGGUUGAUCAUCGUCUUGGAUCAGAUACUGCUUUGAAUUUGAACAAAAAUCCAGUCGUAGUCACUGAGUCAACUUUAUCAGUUCGUCGGAAAGACGAUAACGAUUAUUUGAUUCCAUUGAAGGAUUCGAAAUAUCACACUACGAUUAUUCAUUCAACUAAUGUCAGAAUUUAUUUAAAAAAUAAUGAGAAGACAACUGAAGUCACUCGCACUCUGCUACCCAUUCCACCCACAUAUGGAAAUCGUAAAACGAUUCGAUUUGAUCGAAGAAAAUUAGAUGCAUAUGCCAAAGAAUAUGAUUCAAUUCUCAUUCGGUUGGAUAAUCAGAAAGCGCAAUUUGACAUUUAUCAAACAAAUGAAGAUGAUGAAAUUGUUGAUCUUUCAACUUUUGGUUCACAAAUCUUAUCGUUAAAACAAAUCGGUUAUAAAAAGUUGGUUUUCCCAACACUCAAUCAUCUUUGGCAAGUCUACAGCGUUCAUCUUUCAUCCGAUAAUCAACAAAUUCCGUUGAUUCAUUUCCACGUUCCAUGGUCUCAUGAAGAUCUAUACAAUUUAGUUACUUUGCGCAAUCCUUCAUCUCCAUCGUCUACUCUUCCCGAAUCUCUUCACCGACAAAUGCGUUUAAAACUUCAUCGUUUGCCAUCGUCGAUGUCAUUUGAUCAACCCGCUUCUCUCGAAUUCUUCCUCGAUCCCAAAUCGACCUAUACAAUCGAAAUUCACUAUUCAUUCCUCGACAUCCUUGCUCAAUUAGUUCGUUACUACAUAUUCCUUUUGCCAACAUUUCUCUUUACGGUUUUAUGUAUUUCUUAUUCGAUGCAAGUCAAUGAUGCUCGACUUCGAACAUAUCAAACAAUGCUUGCAUGGCAAAUCCAUCUUCCUGUCGCUAUAGUAAUCACCUGUCUCUAUAAAAUGAUUAUCAUUCUGUUUCCAGCAUCUGAUUUUGUUGUAAACAUUCAUUCAAAUGGUUAUUAUUUCUUCCUCUUACCACUUAUUCUCUAUUAUGUUGCACUAAGUGUUUGGGCAUUGAUAUCCUUUGUUAUCGAUUAUAUGAUAUUCGAUUUCGCUCGCUCGUUGUUAUAUCCCGGAGUGCUUUUCCUUCAUAAUGAAUUGAGUCGGCAAAUGAAAUAUGUACGUUUGAUCCAAUGGGUUACUUUGAGUAUGCCACUGCUAUCCACAUUCGUAUUUAGCGGUUCAAAUGGUCAUAUUAGUUUAUUUCUGUUAGCUUUGCUUCAUGUUUUAUGGCGCGGAACGCUUAAUCGCCGUUUAAAAGAGAUUUUGUCGACCUUACUUUUCUUUCAUGGUCUUUUAGUUUGUCUUAAUGUUACCGGAUUUAUUAUUCAUGUUAAAACCAUUUUCGCUCAAGGUUUAUUGCCAAUUUAUAUAAUCAUGUCCGAUCCAUCACUCGUUUCGGCGAUCUGUUGCACUGGAUCAUUCUAUCUUCGAUUUGUCUUUGAUCGAUCCCAGUCUCGAACGAUUCAAAAGAUGAAAUCAAUGCUUUUUCGAUAUAAUCGAUUUCUUCUUGUUUCAUUAGCAUUGAUUAGUCAAAUUUGUUGUUCUUAUUCAAUGUAUCAUCUUUGGAUAUUAAUCUUUUUCGUAUUCAUUCAUGCUGCUGUGAUAUUCUUUGUUCCAAUUCAUCAAGAAUAA
Adineta ricciae is the source of this 2616-nucleotide messenger RNA. The record is from the annotation of a GenBank genome assembly. Lineage: Eukaryota; Metazoa; Rotifera; Eurotatoria; Adinetida; Adinetidae.